CAAGAUGAGCCAACUGUAAUAACGAACCAAUCACAGCUUCAUCGGCGCUUCCUCAAUUCACAAUCAGAGCUAACUUAGCCUAUUAAGUUACCAAACCACCUAAUCCACACUUAAUGCCGAAGCUUUCUCUCUCAUCCUUCAUCACGAUUUACGCGUCAAAUCCACUCUGUUAGCCCCUCUCUCUCUCUCUCCGCAUACAAUUUCAUGUUCCUCAGACUUUCAAGAUCCCAACUUCGCUGCUGAUUCCUUGUCUGACCCACCACUAAUUCAUUAUCUUUUUAGUUCCCAACUCUCUUUCUUACUCUGUUGACUUGAUUUUUUGGCGUUGAUUGGUUAAGAGCCCCUGGUAUUCUUGUUAUUCAGCUUGGGAUAGCUCUAAAAGGGGGAAACUUGGCUUCUUUUCUUGGGUAAUUCAUUAACUUUGUAUAUGAGAAUUAUGUGUUUGAUGAAAUGUCUGAUCCAGUUUGAAUGUAUUUUUGAGUUUUUGAUUGGGAAUCAGGAAUGGCAAGCGAGCACCUUGAUAAAGAUGAGUUCAUCAAGGAGUUUCACAUCCCGAGAUCGUUGCUCGAGCAAGACACGAAGAUCCAAUGCUUGCCUUCUAAGCCCGAACACCCUGUUCUCGUGUUUAUCAACUCGAAAAGUGGUGGUCAGCUUGGAGGAGAGCUUAUUGUCACGUAUAGAUCCAUACUAAACAAAGAGCAGGUUAUUGACUUAGGAGAAGAAGCUCCUGAUAGGGUGAUUCGAAAGGUUUUUAUCAAUCUCGAAAGGCUGAAGAAUCGAGGGGAUGAGAAUGCUACUUGGAUUGAGGAGAAUUUGAGGCUAAUUGUCGCUGGUGGAGAUGGCACGGCCGGAUGGAUUCUUGGGGUUGUUUCUGAUCUCAAACUAUCUCACCCGCCACCUAUCGCUACUAUGCCUUUGGGAACUGGAAACAAUCUGCCAUUUGCAUUUGGUUGGGGUAAGAAAAAUCCAGGAACUGAUCGUGGCUCUGUGCUUUCGUUCAUGGAUCAAGUACGGAGAGGAGAUGAAAUGAAGAUGGACAGUUGGCACAUUAUGAUGCGAAUGAAAGCAAUACAAGAUUGUGCUCCGGUUGCUCCUCCUGAGUUGCCACAAUCGUUGCAUUCAUUUCAUCCCGUUUCUUCAACAGAUGACCUCAAUGUGGAAGGUUAUGAUACGUAUCGUGGAGGGUUCUGGAACUACUUCAGCAUGGGAAUGGAUGCUCAGGUUUCUUAUGCUUUCCACAACGAGCGCAAGCUGAACCCGGAAAAAUUCAAAAACCAGCUUGUGAAUCAGAGUACAUAUGCUAAGCUAGUAAGCACACAAGGAUGGUUUUUGCCUUCUCAUUUGAACCAUGCUGCAAGUAUUUCUCAACUUUGUAAGGUUAAGAUCAUGAAAAAGGAUUCUAAAUCUUCUGAUUGGGAAGACCUUAAAAUUCCUCACAGCGUCAGAUCAAUCGUGUGCCUCAAUUUACCCAGCUUUUCUGGAGGACUAAAUCCGUGGGGAAAUCCGAAUAGUCAUAAACGUCGUAAUAGAGACUUAACCCCGCCUUUGGUAGAUGAUGGCCUUCUUGAGAUUGUUGGCUUCAGAAACGCUUGGCACGGGCUUGUUUUGCUCGCUCCAAAUGGACACGGGACCCGCCUUGCACAGGCACACCGUAUCAAAUUCGAGUUCCAUAAAGGUUCAGCUAAAGAAACCUACAUGAGAAUCGAUGGAGAACCGUGGAAACAGCCUCUUCCAGAGAACGAUGAGACGGUUGUGGUAGAAAUCUCUCAUCUUCGCCAAGUGAAGAUGCUUUCCGUCCGUGGUUGUAGAGCCAGUAGUACUUCAGGCCCCCCGCCUCCAGAAGUUCACGACGUCGAUGAUAAGGAUAGUGAGAAGGAAGAUGAGGAAGUGAAGAAGAAGUUUGGUGCAGCAGACACUUUCAAGAUCCCAGAAGGGCUUGAUAUCUCCCAUUUCAGUUGAUAAUGUAAUUAGUCUUUGGUAAAAUCUGAUUAAUUUGGUAAAAUGCACAGAGUGUGUCAUUGUUAUUGAUCUUUGACUAGUGAUUUGGCUAUAUAAAGCUAAUUUGGUAUCUGUA
Molecule: messenger RNA, 2074 nt
Organism: Salvia splendens (bonfire salvia)
Lineage: Eukaryota; Viridiplantae; Streptophyta; Magnoliopsida; Lamiales; Lamiaceae
Product: diacylglycerol kinase 5-like
Exons: 13
Coding region: 502-1959 (485 amino acids)
Biological process (GO): phospholipase C-activating G protein-coupled receptor signaling pathway
Cellular component (GO): membrane
Molecular function (GO): ATP-dependent diacylglycerol kinase activity
Source: RefSeq, a predicted model, not a curated record